CCCUCGUUCUGGAUACUGAAGAGUUCCUACUCGCGUACAUUCUUUAUCUUGGGUCUUAGCAAGAUGUUACUUCUGUUUUUCUUUCAACUUGUGUUUCUCUUUUCUCAAUGCUCGGCCGAAGGCAUUGAGGUAUUUGGCACUAUCACUAGUUUAUCGACAGCAACUGCCACUUCCGCAACAUCUUUAUCUCCAAGUUACCGACGUCGCAGGUUUCUCAUUAUUGGCCUGUUCUGUGUCGCCGCGGUACUCUCCCAAGUUACUGCCAUUGCCCUCCAUCUGUUCUUCCGAGCACGCAAACUCGACAUAGAGGACGCUCCCAUCAAAACUGGCAAGAAUCUGGAUGAAAGGGAGUGUGCCAAGGAUUAAAUCAGUUUGGGAUGGCGUACACAGUGUCUCUCUGGGUAGUCUUCGGAGCCUCGUUCACUGUGACCUCUAUGGAGGCAACUUCCAGUAUCUUUACCGCGAGACCGCGAGAUAGUACGAAGAUGUAUAGUGCACAGUUUGAGAAUAUUAUCUUUUAUUUACCAUACGAGCUUC
Desarmillaria tabescens is the source of this 537-nucleotide messenger RNA. RefSeq lists its product as uncharacterized. NCBI's taxonomy places the organism in Eukaryota, Fungi, Basidiomycota, Agaricomycetes, Agaricales, Physalacriaceae. The coding region runs from base 64 to 366 and encodes 100 amino acids. The transcript is spliced from 4 exons. The record is from RefSeq and is a predicted model, not a curated record.